Molecule: messenger RNA, 513 nt
Organism: Drosophila gunungcola (fruit fly)
Lineage: Eukaryota; Metazoa; Arthropoda; Insecta; Diptera; Drosophilidae
Exons: 2
Coding region: 1-513 (170 amino acids)
Source: RefSeq, a predicted model, not a curated record
AUGGCGUUCUCAGUGUCGCCACAUCGGGCCAACCUGGUGCUCCAGAUGCUGCUCCAGGCCAACACGUAUGUGUCCCUGGCGUGGGCCCUGAGCCACUUGCUCCACAUGCUCAUCCGCUUCAAUCACUUGUGCAACCUGGAGGGCCUGUCCAUGCUGGCAGCCUACAUCCUGGCCGUGUCCGCCGAAUCCGUGCGCUUGUGGGCCGGCUACUCCAUCAACCUGAGCUCCGGCGCCACCGCCAUGUGGCUCCUCCUCACGGUGACGCCCUGCAUCCUGCUGCCCUCGAUGGCAUUCCUCCGUCUGUCCUCCGCCGGACGAAGUCUAUGGCUUCGCAUUGUCACAAAUGCCGUGUUGGCGAUGAUUGCCCUGGAGGUAGUCGUAUGCCUGGUGCACUUUGUGAUCUGUAAGCCCGGUUCGAGGAAGAAGAUGCCCAUGUCCCCGGAGAAGGAGGAACUGGACGAGGAGGAGCAGCUAUCCGCCCGAGUCAAAUUAAAGAACCGACAGCAGACGUAG